This is a messenger RNA of Sardina pilchardus (European sardine), 1502 nucleotides long. Its product is annotated as E3 ubiquitin-protein ligase TRIM39-like. The transcript is spliced from 4 exons. Gene Ontology annotation, cellular component: cytoplasm. Gene Ontology annotation, molecular function: protein binding; ubiquitin protein ligase activity. Gene Ontology annotation, biological process: protein ubiquitination. Lineage: Eukaryota; Metazoa; Chordata; Actinopteri; Clupeiformes; Clupeidae. The coding region runs from base 33 to 1064 and encodes 343 amino acids. The record is from RefSeq and is a predicted model, not a curated record.
AAGCACACAGCUUCUUCAGCCAACACAAUGAGAUGGAGAUGACUAAAGUUGUUUACAGAAAUGUUCAAACUUUUAAACAAGGUUCCCCUGCUGGCAGCGAUGAUGAAGAAGCAUACACCAGUUUGGUGUUUAAAAGAACAGAUCACUUUAUCCUUGCUCAGGAUGGCCAAAUCCAACACUUUGGUCUCUACAAACUAGCGUUGGUGUUUCUGGGACUUCUGUGUGCUUUCCUCCUUGUCGUCAUCACAGGACUCGGCAUCAUGAUCACUGAAGGGGGACAACAGUUACAGGACUGUUACAUCAGCCAAGCAGAAAUCAAUGCAACUGCUCAAGAAAGGGACGAAUUAUAUAAAAGUUUUCUGAACUUAGUUAAAGAGAAAUCACAAGUUCAGAUCAGUUAUAAUCAACUACGUGAAGAGAAGUCCCAGGUAGAGGCCGCAUGCAGUACUACAGCAGAAGAAAGAGAUGAGCUACGCACACAAUUAAUUAAACUGGAGUCGAUGAAGAACAUAAAACGCUAUAUAGUGAGGGUCACCCUGGAUCCUGACACAGCGCACCCCAACCUCAUCCUCUCUGCUGAUGGAGAACAAGUCAGACUUGGAGAUAAACAACAGUAUGUCAGUCACAACCCAAAGAGAUUCAAUGCUGUGCCAUGCAUCCUUGGAAAAGAGGGUUUCUCCUCUGGGCGGUUUUAUUAUGAGGUUCAAGUCAGUCAGAAGAUGUGUUGGGACAUAGGAGUGGCAAGACAAUCCAUUAACAGAAAGGGCAAUAUUAAUUACAGCACCAAAAAUGGAUUUUGGAUAAUAAUGAUGAGAGGGAGUGAAUAUUUUGCACCAGAAAUCUCUGCUGUUCCCCUCUAUCUGAGGAACAAGCCCCAGAAGUUGGGGGUGUUUGUGGAUUAUGAGGCAGGUCUGGUCUCCUUUUAUGAUGCAGACAAUUGGUAUCAUAUCUACACCUUUACUAGUGCUGCCUUCACUGAGAAGCUUUACCCAUUUUUAGGCACUUGUGCUAUUGUAAACCAAAUUCCUCUCACCAUAUCCUCUCCUGUUAAAGGUUACUGUUGAUCUUAUUGUUGUUGGCCAGAAUGAUUUACAUUUAUAAUGCUCAUUAUCUGUCGAGGUCUUGUUCUGUUCUGUCCUGUUCUUAGCUCUUGUGUUUGGUCUUGUGGUCUUAGUUUGUAGUGGUUUGUCAUGUGUUCCCUUGUUUACUUCCUGUGAUCCUGGUUUCCAUGAUCCAAGGGUGUACAUCAAUUCUCUAUUUGUCCAUCCUCUGUUCCUUCCUCCUUCUUGUCUUAACUUAACUCCUCCUUCUAAUCAAUUUUGAGAAGGAAACGAGGAAGGAAUGUAAGGAGGAUGGAGGAUGCAGGAAUCAAGGAAGGAGAGACAGGCAGGAAUAAUAUCAGUGAUUCUGUUGUUUUUCUGACUGCCAACGUUCAUGUGUUUUGCCGUUGGCAUGUGUGAAAACAUGGAUGCGACAAAAAAAGGUUGAUAAAGGUUCAAACA